AUGAAGCGUCCAGCUAGUGUCAUGGACAAUGAUGUCGGCUACCUCUCUGACGAGACGUUGGAGUUGCCAGGCACGAGAGACAUGUCGGCUACCUUCAAAGGGUUGAAUGUCAGGCCGCCAUUUGCACAAUGGCUGGUGGAGGGAUUCAAGACCAUGGAAGUGAGGAAGUACAAUCUUGGAACCCAUGGCAUGGCCCCAUGCAUGUGGGUAGUCAAGACAAAGGCCAGUGCCAAUGACAUCACUCUCGUUGUCGGCAUUGUCCAGUUCGAUGAGUCAAAGGUGGUGGAGUACACGAACAGGGAGCAGUUUCAGCAGGAUUGGGGAAAGCACAGGAUUCCUGAUUUGAAGUUCGGGAUUGGCUGUGAUUGGAACUUUGAGAAGCCAUUGUAUGGCUGGCCCGUCAAGAAGUACGUCAAGCUCGUGAAUGAAAUCGUGGUCGAUGGAAGGUUUCCAACAAGGUCAAUGCUGGGAUGGAUCAAGGACCCAGUGACUCUGGACAUCACGGUCCAUCAUGAUGAGGUUGAGGAGGUGAACGAGAUGAUGGACCACAAAGAAGAUGCUGCCUACAUGUGGUCUGGGGAGAUGUCGGCACCACCAUGGUGCCAAUCUUUGGCAGAGCUGGUGGCGAACAAAAACCCCACCUUGGAAAUGGAGGACAUGUUAGUCUUUAAUGUUUGGUCGGAUUGCGCCGGCAUGAGCUCGGAAACUCUGGCCCUGAAGAACUACCGGGAACUGAAUGAGCAUAUGUGGUUGACAACAGACAUGGUUUCCAGAUGCCUUAGCGAAGAUCAGAAGGUGUUGGAAAGCACAGAGAACGGGUUCUCAGAAAUGCCAGACUUUGAUAUCUACGUGGCCGGAUUUCCGUGUACACCAUGGAGCAGGUUCUAUGUGAUCGGCUUGCUCAAGACCUUAGCAUUCCCUUUGGACAAUGGAAUGCUGCAUGAAAAGUUGACCAAUGUUUGUGAGAAGAUCAAGAUCGAGACCGCUCCUGUCAGGGACUACAUGACCUUCCUGGGCUUAAAGCCUGACGUAGACUGGGACAUACUGCACACCAUUCCGAUGGUCUCAGUGCUCCGAGUGCGCUGUCGGUGCACCCUGGAUCCAAACUCGGUGUGUGAGACACACCCAUGCAAGUGCCCGGAAUGCCGUGGUGCAAAGGGGAGCCCAGGUCUGACAUGCAAAUGGCGUUCCCUGCACACGGAAUACCUGUUGAAGAACCUUUCCCAUGUGGUGUUGGCAAAUGAAAUUGAGAAAGUCACCUACUGUGAGGCGUUGGAAAUGUCAGGCACAAAAGCCCCUUCCUCCCCUCGUGAGCGGAAUCUUUUGAACAUCAUGUCCUACCACAGUGAUUCCAUGGCAAGCUCCUUACUGGUGUUGGACAAGAGCCAAGCCAUCAACCGUACUCAAAUGCGCAAUGAUGGGAUCAUCCCAACGUUAUGCACCUCCAGUUCUCUUUGGCUGUUUGCCAUGGGGCGGGAGUUGACUGCUGCCCAGCUGGCGGCUCUGUUUGGCCACACCAGUGACAGCAAGUUUGGCGGGCUCACGGAGAAGGGGGUGAUUGGACUUCUUGGAAAUUCAAUGCACUUGGCAGAGGUUGGAACCCUUGUGGCCAGCGCGGUCUUCAUCAAGGGGCGAUUGCUGUGGGUACUGGAUGAAACAUCCGACACCCAGUGCUUGAUCUGGGUUGGUGAGGAAAGUCCCGAGCCUAUCUUGGUGGUCGAGAUUGUACGAGACGCGAUGGUCAACUUAGGAUUUGUCACAGGCUUUGUACGGCCGUACCCAGGUACGAGACGCGAUGGUCAACUUUUUGCUGUGCAACAUACCUCAUUGAUUUUGGCGUGCAAGCCAAGUGACGUUUUGUCACUUGGCUUGUACGCCCGUACCCAGGUACGGGCGUACGAGCCAAGUGACGUUUUGCAACAGGCAGAAGCACGAAAGAUGGCGAAAUCCACGAAGACCGAUGUGGACUUGAAAGCACAUUUGGUGGAAGCCAUGACUGCAUGGACAGCUUCAGAUGAGGGAAGGCUUGGAGAGCCCUUGGGGUCAAAGUGCCCAGUCCGACCAGUGGAUGAACUCAAGGACUUGGUCUCGAAGAAGACACGAGUUCAGACUGGGGGGUCUUGUGCAAUGCUGGCCCUCGGUGAAAGGGCAGUGGGCGUAUGGCAGACUCGCCGGAUCGAGACUGUCUUGAUGAAGUGGGACGGUGUUCCAGGGAACUUGGGCCACAUCAUUCCCACCUUGAAGGUGAAUUCGGAUCUGUGGGCUUCAGACACUGGCACGAUCAAAGACCUGCAGCGGCUCAACGGCGAUUCCGAGUUGGCAGCUGCGCUUCUGAUAGCCUAUUGGUUCAGGAACAACAGUGACAUUUGCCACUGGUUGAAAAGAGAGCUUGCAGACAUCGUGUUGGAAUUCUACAGCUACGGCGUGGGCUCGCAGUUCGACUUAGCAAAGUUCGGUCUGGUCGAAGAGGAAGAACGGGACCGGCAAGUCAUUGGACUCGGGGCGGCCGACAAGUGCCUUGUCCUAGCGAAGAUGGUGGAUGGCGCAAUGACCGAAAUGGCCCUGUCGGAGGACAAGGCGAUCGAGGCCUUGUUGAGCAAAGGGAACUACAUGAACCUCAGCACUUGCCAGCGCUACACCAACAUGGGCAGAAAGCUGAAGGAGCUUCCAGCUGUCAUGGAGGCAUUGAACACCAUGUCCCACCGCUUUGGGCGUGAUGGUCCCCUUGACGGAAUCACCAACCUCCGCUCCCUGUUCUCACUGGGCCUCAACUCCGAUGACAUGGUCUUUGUCAUCGAGAAAGCUUCUGGUAUCAGAAAAGCGUUGGGCCCCGUGCGCACUGGCACGAUUCGGUUUGACGUGACCAAAGUUCUGAAGGCCAUUCUCGUUCGCAGGGACUACAUGGUGCAUUUGCGUAACCAGUUUCCCAACAUGGCUAGCUACAUGCAUGACCACGGAACGUUGGCAUGGUACACACGAACCUUCGGUCUGAACAGUCUCGGGGAAAAGGAUGGCCAAAGAGUUGAAGAGCAAGAUGAAGAGGAGAAUGAGCAGGACCAGCAAACACAGGCCAGUAGCUUUAUGUCCCUGAAACCCUUGGUCACCUUCGUGGAGAGAAUGAUGAGGGGGACCUAUGAUAUCGCGCUGUGCAAGCUGUCAGGGGAUUCGAUUGCAGGGAAAUCAUUGAACCUUGGGUCCCAGGAUGACAACAUGAAGAGCAUCAUCAGUGACAUCUCCGCGAAGUAUGCCUUGGACUUCCCCGCCCCCAAGGAGAAUGCCCAUGAAGCUCGCAUCACACAUGCUGACGGCAUGGAGGUGAUCAAAUCGACGGUGCAGGACAAGGCAGACUAUGAGAUCGAGUUGGACAAGUACCUCAAGGCCUCUGCGGAAAACGAAACCCAGCAAAUCAAGGAGUACAUCAUGUCCAGGAUCGCCUUUGUCAUCGACGACCUGACCGACGACUUGCCAAGCAAAAUCGCAAAGCAGGGCCUGGCAAAGGAGAGCAAGAGAAAGAUGUGCAUCUACUCUACAGAGCUUGAUGGCCCUGUGGCAUGGCAGCAGAUCAAGGCACGCAGGUUGAACCCAUUUGGGGGAACUGGUCCUGGAGUCUCCAAGACCCGGGUUGAACGUGCAGUGAACAUUUAUGAGGAGAUUCGUCGUGCUGAGCGUGACGCGGAGUUGCAGGACAAGUCCUUGUUGAUCAUGACAUGCAAGUCGGCCCUGGACGUCGUGAAAAAUGAGCUUGGCAAACUGACGGGUGCCAAGAAGCAUGCCUUGACAGUGGCCACCAUCGAACCGAAUGCCACUGACUCCCUCCAAAGGUUCAAGCGUGGGAGGAGGGCAUUUGGGAGCAAGAUUGAGGAUCGUUUCGUUGCUUGCUCAGUGUCUGCCAUCUCCAGCGCGCACUGUGGUGCCAUGCAGUUUCUUGAGGGAGGGGACACCUAUUUCACCAAGUGGCCAGUGAGAUUGAUCCCUGAGAAUGAUAUGACCCCGGACCGGGACGACUCCGAAGACUGCCAUGGGUCAAACGAUGCAAUGGACUUGAACAUGAAUGACAAGAACGUGGUUGCCUUUCCGCAUGAACACCAUUGGACUUUGACGCAGGAGUUCUUGGCGGUCUUCGGCGGCCCGGGCAGUGUCACUUUGAUCGACAUGACCCCAGGCUCUGGUGCAAAGCUCCUCGGAGUGCUCCUCUCCAAUGGCAGGGGAAUCGGGGUUGCCCGCACUGCAGCACACUGCAAAUGGAUGAUGGAGAAUCUGAUUGGAUGGACUCGGCAGAAGCGCCUGGUGCCAAUUACCCAAUUGGUGAAGCCAGACAGCCUGGUGCAGUAUGAGAAGCAGAACAAGCCAGCGCCAGCACCCAUCCCGAAGAACAGCCCGCAGCCGAAGGCAGUGAUGAACACGCCGCAGACCCCGAACCCGUCUCCAUCACCGAGCACACCUGCAGUGCCGAAAUCAGCUGGUAGCAAUGGUGGUGGGCCUUCUCCUCCUGUCAAGCCGACCGGCUUGCUGGAAGCCUUUGGCAAGACCAUCCUCAAGGGCAAGGUCGUGGAGGAAUUUCUUGCCCGCAUGACCUCAUGGAACUUGCGGUCAUUUCGACGACAGCCAUGGUCCCUAGUCAAGAAGGAAAGGAACAAGAACCGAAUCAUCCGCAAGAUAGCUUGUGACUGGGCAGAGGCAAAUGCCAACAAACCUCUGUGGGACAACUUCACAGUGGGUGACCUAGCAAGGUGGCUGGAGAGAAUGCGACAGGGUGGGACUUGGGGAGACACAGCCAUGCUUCAUUGUCUUGGCUGCGCUUUUGGCAUUGACAUUUGUGUUUUGAUCCAUGGCCAGCCCGACCCUGCUUUUGUUGGAGCUUCCUGUUGUGGCCUUGAGGAUGCUGAGAUGAUCAUGGUUGCUUUGAGCAACGACUACCAUUUCUGGGGAUUGGAGCGGGAUCCUUCCUGCGAAGACGACCAAGAGGGACCAGAUCAAGACGUCGCAGAGUAUCCAUGCACUGACCGCAUUGCAGAGAUCUGGAAUGAAGACUCUGUGUCAAACCAGUUAACUUUAAUUCAAUGCCUGCAGGAAUGGGACCCUUGGGCAGUACCAACGGCAACUUUGAUCGAGAACUUCGAGAAGAUCUCAAGCGUGGGCCCUUUGGAUCCUGGAGCUGCCAUGUUUAAAGCCCGGCAGUUUGCAUUCUACCAGCUGACACGUGAGCAGCAUGCUUAUGAGGAGUUGAGCCGGGAGAAGCGCUACCAGAAAGCAGAGGCUGCUCUGCGGUCUUGUAACUAUCUGCUGACCAAGAGCUCCAGGAAGUUUCCUGCCAUCGCUCACAUGACUCGUUCUGGCUACGAGAACAAUGGUUUCACCUUCCUGGGAGUGACUGUGUGUCAGCGUGCCUUUCAAAUCCUGACUGGGAUCCCAGCUGGCACGAUUCAACAAGCCAGGGAUGCUGCUCGUCGUUCGAAUGCAGUCACUGCUUUGACAAAGAAAGAGUUGGGCAUGUGGGCCACCAUUCGCAAUUCUGCCAAAGCUCCUCGCUACUUGGAUGCUCGGUCAUGGCUCGAAGUCCACGCGGAGAAGUAUGCGGAAGCAAAUCCCAUGACCGGCCAAAUGGUGUUGCCGUUUGGACGGAAGUCUGACUACUACCACAUGUACUGUUGGGAGCGCUCUCAGGAAGUGCUGAGCCAUUUGGAUGGGGAGUAUGCUUCCCAACAAACAUUUCUCCAAGCAUGGCGAUGUGAACCUCAGUUCUUGUUGGCCCCCUCUUGCUCCACAUGCUGUCCAUGUCUUUUUGUGUACCUGGUCAUGGAUACUUCACAUGCUGUGGCACCAAUGUUUCAUGUUCCCCUCAUGAUCUCCCUGCCCCAGGAAUGCUUCCAUGUUGUCAUUGCCUCACGCACCAGUAUGUUUGUGGCCUGCCAAGUGUGCAAGUUCCUGCAGGGCAUGAUUGCAUCCACAUCUAGGCAGCAUUCUGAAGUGCUUGAUGCUCUGAAGCUUCGUCUUGGGAGGCAUUAUGCUUUCCAAGCAAGCCAGCGCUUGGCUGACGAACGUCUCAUGGAGCAGGCACGUCGGUCAGACAAUGCCGAGUGGUAG
Messenger RNA from Cladocopium goreaui, 6084 nucleotides. NCBI's taxonomy places the organism in Eukaryota, Dinophyceae, Suessiales, Symbiodiniaceae. The record is from the annotation of a GenBank genome assembly.